Camelina sativa (false flax) is the source of this 861-nucleotide messenger RNA. The record is from RefSeq and is a predicted model, not a curated record. NCBI's taxonomy places the organism in Eukaryota, Viridiplantae, Streptophyta, Magnoliopsida, Brassicales, Brassicaceae.
ACUUGAUGAACUCAUUGAUCACCAAAAUUACCCGACUAACUUCGACAUACUGUAUUAAAAAAGCAAAACAAAACGAAAAGCCAUAUUAGAUCGGAUGAACAAGAACAAGACCAAGUCUCGGGAAUAACAACAACAACAACCACCUAUCAGAUAAAAAAGUAACAUUAUUAUUUUUAUUUUUAUUGUCAUUUUUUGUAUUUUGAAAAUUUGAGCGUCUGGUCUGAGCAACGACAUCACUACUACUAAUAAGUAAUAAGAUAAUGGCGGACCAAACCUCCGAUUCAACAUCUCCACCGGCUCCUCUCUCCGUAUCUUCUCCUACUGCUCCUAAGAAAGAUAAUACCAGUCCUGUUGAUUCAAAGCUCACGGAACUAAACGAAUCGAGGGCUGAGUUGCUUAACAGGAUCCAGAAUCUGAAACAGGACUUACAGAGUUGGAGAGGUAAAUUGGACACUCAAGUUAAAGUCUACCGUGAGGAGCUCUCUGGGCUAAAGAAGACUCUGAAUCUUGAAGUUGAGCAGCUCCGUGAGGAAUUCAAAGAUCUGAAAACCACCUUAAAUCAGCAACAAGAUGAUGUUUCUGCUAGCCUGAAAAACUUAGGCCUACAAGAUAACCCCAAAGAUUCAAAAGAGCAAAUGGAUAAGAGCAGUGAGGUAAUAGAAGAGAAACUCGAAGCUCCAUCGACUGAUGACAAUGCGAAAGAAUCAGAGCAUUAGAUGUUUGUUCUUAUGAUCUUGUCACUAUUACUACUACUACUACUAUUAAUUACCACUACAUUGAGAUUGUACUGGUACGCUUAAAACGUGUAGUUCUGCGGUUUAGUUGAUUCUAAUGAUGCACCAUGACUCAAUGGUUUGCAGC